AUGGGUCCCUGUACGGCCUCCCAUUGCUGCUGUCUCCAUCGCCACACUCUGCCAUGUGCCACUUUCAGGUCUCCUCACACUCCUGCUGGUUUCCAUUUUGUCAUAGGUUGCUGUAUGGCCUCCCAUUGCUGCUGCCUCCACCGCCACACUGUGGCUCCAAACACUGGUUUUGGCCCCCGUGACUGGCCAAAUGAGUGAAGUGUGCGGUGAUUCUAAGAUCGACGGCACUCAUCUGCAUGUCAUACUGAGUGACAGUAUUAUUUCUCUUCCCCAGCAGACUCCAAGGGCAUUUAAAUUAAAGUACAGUGUUCUGCACUAAUAUUA
Messenger RNA from Staurois parvus, 324 nucleotides. The record is from the annotation of a GenBank genome assembly. NCBI's taxonomy places the organism in Eukaryota, Metazoa, Chordata, Amphibia, Anura, Ranidae.